Messenger RNA from Branchiostoma belcheri (Belcher's lancelet), 2138 nucleotides. Its product is annotated as wee1-like protein kinase 1-A. Lineage: Eukaryota; Metazoa; Chordata; Leptocardii; Amphioxiformes; Branchiostomatidae. The coding region runs from base 355 to 2064 and encodes 569 amino acids. The transcript has 13 exons. Gene Ontology annotation, biological process: protein phosphorylation; mitotic cell cycle. The record is from RefSeq and is a predicted model, not a curated record. Gene Ontology annotation, molecular function: magnesium ion binding; ATP binding; non-membrane spanning protein tyrosine kinase activity. Gene Ontology annotation, cellular component: nucleus.
GUGAUUAACCGACGCGCGAAAUAUUAAUCAGACAAGAGACGGUGUCAGCGAGUUUGCUGUUCAAAUUUGGGGCGGUUUUGUGACCUUUGGUGGUUUUCUGCUCACAAGUUCGCGAUCUUGGGGCCCCAGCCUGUCUUGGCAGUACUUCUCGGACCCAAGGACUGCGAUCUGAGGGAAGAUCUGAGAGAAUUUCGCGUAGAUUUACGGAUUUUCUCGCCAUCGCCCCCCUCCCCACGUUGGUGGCCGUCUGCGAGAAAUUUUGUAACAUCCCUUGACAUACUUCUGGUCAAUUUUUUGCUGAAGCUGCACUUCUUUCUUGGACACCUAAACCUUGUCGGAACCUUGCUGCACCAUAUGCCGUUGAAGCUGAGCUCGUGUUCGGGCGCGAUGGAUACGGAAGACCCCGUAGCGCAGACGUUGGAUUUCGGGGACGGCAUGGGGAGCGACGGGGAGCCCACAGAGGAUUCUUUCGGUUCUUCCGGACUAUCCAGCCCAAGUUUCACCGGGUUUAGGAGUAAGACUGACCUUGACACUUCUGACAAGGAUGCCUCGCUGGACUUCUGGGACCCCGACCUCGCCAGUCCGACCCCUAACCCCAGCCCAGUCAAACGUAGCGUACGGUUUGCGGUCUCGCCAGAAGCCAGUCCCAACACCAGCGGCAGUAGUGGGGACUGUUCCCCACCCCACAAGUCUAUGCAGGAGCUGAGAUUACUGGACACUCCCCGGACCCCUAAGACCCUGCUGCGCUCCCUCGGCAGUAGCAGUGUGAGGAGAGCUCGCCGGAUCACCCCCACCGGUCCCGGGAAACUGUUCGGCCUGAGCACCAGCGAACCACGACACAGGGUGGCGGAACGACCAGCCGCCAACGUGAACCCUUUCACACCCGACAACAACGUGGUGACCAGAGCUACGGGUAAACGUAGACGACAAGACAGUGGGAUGUUAUCUGAUGUUGACGAGGAAUCAGAUGAAGAAAAUCCAACCAAAAAAAUUGCCCUCCAUGACGCAAACGUAUCCAGAUACAACAUAGAGUUCCAUGAAGUAGAGCGAAUUGGUUCAGGGGAGUUCGGCUCUGUGUACAAGUGUAUCAACCGACUGGACGGAUGUCUGUACGCCAUCAAAAAGUCCAAAAAGCCAGUAGCUGGCUCCACAGACGAACAAAAUGCAAUAAAGGAAGUCUAUGCCCAUGCUGUGUUAGGGAAACAUCCACACGUGGUAAGGUACUACUCUGCUUGGGCAGAGGAUGACCAUAUGAUCAUACAGAACGAGUACUGCAAUGGUGGGAGUUUAGCAGACGACCAGACAGACAGUCAGAGGCGCGGCAGAACGUUUAGUGAGUGUGAACUGAAGGAGGUACUGGUACAAGUGGCACAGGGGCUCAAGUACAUCCACAGUCAGAACCUGGUGCAUAUGGACAUCAAACCUAGUAACAUCUUUGUGUGUAGAACAACAUCCAUCGUCGACACUUGUCAGGACGAAACCUGUCACAUCAACCAGAAGUUAGACCGGGGCAUGCACACGACCUUCAAAAUAGGUGACCUUGGACAUGUGACCUCUACGUCCCACCCCAAGGUCGAGGAGGGAGACUGUAGGUACCUGGCCAAUGAGGUUCUCCAAGAGGACUAUACCAACCUCACCAAGGCAGAUGUGUUCUCGCUGGCCCUGACCAUUCACACAAUAGGGAGUGCAGUACCCUUGCCCAAGAACGGUGAUGACUGGCACAGAAUACGACAGGGAUAUCUGCCACCCCUCCCACAGUGUUCAGAUGAGUUCAACCAGCUGCUCAGGUCCAUGGUGCACCCAGACCCCAAUUCCAGACCGUCAGCGGUAUCUAUCACCCAGCAUGCCCUGCUGUGUCCGACAGCAGGCAAGACAAAGGCACAACUACACCGCGAGCUGAACGAAGAAAAGCUAAAGAAUGAACAGCUGGCCAGGCAACUAGAAGAGGUGAAGCACGAACACGAGGACGCACACACGCUCGGCAACACCAGGUUCAGACCAAUCAGGAAGAAGACUCUCGUUGGGAAGAAGUUCUCACGUAGUCUCAGUGUUACCAUAUACUAGCUUAAGGAGAUUUAGAAACGUUAGAACAGUAGUUUUAUAUGAAGCUUGGGAACUGCCACGUUUGAGUAUUAUAU